Molecule: messenger RNA, 1847 nt
Organism: Lates calcarifer (barramundi perch)
Lineage: Eukaryota; Metazoa; Chordata; Actinopteri; Centropomidae
Molecular function (GO): methyltransferase activity
Source: RefSeq, a predicted model, not a curated record
UUUAAUAUGAAAUAGAAGAAGAUAUCACACUGGGCCCCAAGACCACAGGCCAUGACAGUGUAACCCUGUACAGUCAGACAUACAUAAUGCAGACGGUGGGAUUCACUGUUUGAUGGAAGACUGAUACCCUCUAUAAGAAACAUGCUAACUGAGAUUUUCUACAUUUUAAAUGUCAUUUUAAUGGUAGAAUUCACCUUAAAAAAUAUUAAGCUUUUCAACUAAAACUAGAUGUUUUUGCAUGUUAUGACGAAACGCUAUGCUACCAGCUGCUGUUAGCUGAUGCUACCAGCUGCUAGCAGCUGUUAGGCGCUUUAAAGUGCUGAAAGAAAUCAAGUCACACUUGUCAAAGGUAAUGUGUGUUUUUCUCAGUAUGCCAGUAUAAAUACACUGCAGUGACAGUAACUGGUGGCGGUGUGGGGAGACAAAGGGACAGACUGACUAUGACGAGCUGCUACAUUUUGUCUGCACUGAUUAAAUAUUGGCUAAAAGACCAAACGUAAACACUCAGUCUAUGAAGAUAUUAAUUAAAUGAUGUUGGGGCAGUAAACGCAGCCUAAUUCACUGUGGGCUAAGAUACAAGUUUCCAUCACACACUUUGCAUCACUGUGAAAAACUUUGAAAAAACUGGAUGACUGUCCCCUUCCUUCUCUUUAUCGUCUUUCUUCUCGUUUUUCGGAAGCCAGACUUUUGGUCAGUUUGCCGAAGUCAAGAGCUAAACCCGACUCUUCAGAAAAACUCUACGAGCUCACUUUUGUCCAGUACAGCGACAGUCAUUUUAUAAUUCAGUAGUUUUAUGAGCGGAGUUCUGUAUUGGCUUCGGUGCCUACAGAUUACGUCAGGCGGUUAGCUAGCGAGAUCCGUAGCACUGAAGCUAACACUGAACUCCGCUCAGAUCUGCGCUAAAUUGUCGCAACACUUCGGUUUUACGGGAAUAAAUACCGAGAUUAAUGUGAAUUGUGGAGCUUUUCUGAACCACAGAGAGCUGCUCUUCAGUUCGGCAUAAAUAACAUCCACCAACACGAAUUCUCUCUCUAACACUUGAAACUUUUUGUUGUUCAUAAAGUUUUAGGGGGAAAAAAACACGUCUCUUAAGGUCGUCCGAACAUCUGAGGGGAAAAACUCAGUGUGAUAUUUAACCUAAAUGUUCUUCGUCACUUGCACCUGUGCCUACGUCAGUUUGCACAUCACUGUGACAGGUGGAUUAAGGCCAACCCUCAGUGUUUGAUGGCUGUGGAGACAAACGUCUGGUUCACGGUCCACCUUAAGGCUCAGACCCGUUCCUGUGAGCAGCAGAGUGGAGCCGCAGCCUGGACUCAGACCCGCUCUUAGUCCGGUUUCCCGGCGGAUCCCGAUCUCUGCGGUUCAACAUGAACUUCUCUGAAGCUAAAUCGGAGCUGAAGCAGCUGCUGAGCAGAGUGAGUCCGUCCGAGCUCCCGAAACUCCUGGACUGGCUCCGAAACUCAGACGAGCUGGACGAGCUGCUGCUGGACAACAGGAAGGUGAUGCUGCGGAGCAUCGCAGACGACCUGAGAGCCAGUCUGCCGCCGGACGCCAUGUUACCGUGUGAGACCGCCGCACAGCUCAGGAUGCAGCAGCGGUCGCAGCCCACCGUCCAUGUGGACAGCUUCCUGUACGAUGACGAGCAGGUGGACUCUCUGUGUGAGGAGGGAGCCAUGAGCCGCACCUACUGCCUCACCUGUGGCUCACACAGGAGCGCACCUCUGGACUUCAUCUCUCACUCCUUCUCAGUGUCUGAGCUUCAGUUCUUGUUCCUGAACGUUCUCCCAGACCUGAGCGGUUGGACGUUGGUGGACGUUGGAUCCAGACUGGGAGCUGUGCUGUACGGG